UACGAGAUCCUGGGCAUCAGCGCGCGCGCGACGCUGAGCCAGGUGCGCAACGCCUACCGCGCCAAGGCGCGGGAGACGCACCCGGACAAGCACCCGGGCAAGGGCGACGAGAUGCACCGCCGGUUCCUCGAGGUCGUCGCGGCGUUCGAGCUGCUGAGCGACGAGGACGACCGGCGCCACUACGACGCGACGGGCCGGCAG
Aureococcus anophagefferens is the source of this 201-nucleotide messenger RNA. RefSeq lists its product as hypothetical. NCBI's taxonomy places the organism in Eukaryota, Pelagophyceae, Pelagomonadales, Pelagomonadaceae. The annotation marks the transcript as partial. The transcript has a single exon. The record is from RefSeq and is a predicted model, not a curated record.